Messenger RNA from Sceloporus undulatus (fence lizard), 3202 nucleotides. Its product is annotated as toll-like receptor 2 type-2. Gene Ontology annotation, biological process: immune response; toll-like receptor signaling pathway; inflammatory response. The transcript has a single exon. Bases 1 to 2325 code for a protein of 774 amino acids. Lineage: Eukaryota; Metazoa; Chordata; Lepidosauria; Squamata; Phrynosomatidae. Gene Ontology annotation, molecular function: protein binding; triacyl lipopeptide binding; transmembrane signaling receptor activity. Gene Ontology annotation, cellular component: membrane. The record is from RefSeq and is a predicted model, not a curated record.
AUGAUUCCAGUCUGGAACUUUUGGAUCAUCUCUGUUGCUGGAGCUUUGAGUCUUUUAGCCCAAGAGAACUGUGUAUUUCAGGCUGCCUCUCGUUUAUGGAACUGUUCUUCAAAAGCUUUCAGUGCAGUUCCGUCUGGUCUAACAGGUGAUGUCUUGGGUCUGGACUUGGCCUUCAACAGGAUCAAGCAAGUGAGAGGAGCAGAUCUAACGUUUGCAGUCAAUCUCCGGAUUCUUCUGCUCCAGUCUAAUCUAAUCCAAACAAUAGAGGAGGAUGCUUUUCACACUCUGGUAAAGCUGGAGCAUUUGGAUUUAUCAAGGAAUAAGCUGACUCGCUUGUCACCCUCUUGGCUUAGAUCACUUUCUUCCUUACAGAAGUUGAACAUUGAGGGGAACAACUAUUCGGAACUUGGGGAAACCCCACUGUUUUCUGACCUAAAAGGUUUGAGGUUUCUUUACUUGGGAAAUGUUGCUCAUUUUUCUACUUUACGGAGACAAGACUUGGAAGGCAUUUCUACACUUGAAGAACUGGAGAUAGAAGGACCAAGCCUCAGCCAAUAUGAGCCAGGAAGUCUUCGAUCAAUUGAGCUGAUAAAUCACCUUAUUUUGAAUGAUCCCUCGACCACCUCUUUCCCUUUGCUUAUGAAUGAUGUUAGGACUUCUGUGAUGUGCCUUGAACUGAGAAAUAUUCCAAAACUAAGCCACUAUUACUAUCAGGCACUUUAUGAAGUCACUGCACAAAAGCUUGUGUUUAGAAAUAUUGAAAUUUCAGAUCGGUUUGUUGUUCAUAUUUCUCCCAUCCUGGCUUCUAUGAGUCAACUGCAUGAUUUAGAAUUGGCAGAUUGUAGAUUUCAGGGUAUUGGUGAUUUCAGCGAUAUUCAAAAUUUUUCACAGACCCUGCAAAUAAUAGUAAUCAGAAAUAUAUCAGUUAAUGCGUUUUAUUCAUUUUCAGAUCUUACUACUGUAAUGUCUCUGGUUGAGGGUAUUACUAGUCUCACACUUGAAAAUGCAAGAGCUUUUCUGAUGAUCUGCACACUUGCAAGAAGCUUCCACUCACUGCAGUAUCUUGAUCUCAGUGUAAACUUGUUCCGAGAUGAAUAUUUAGAGCAUACACUGUGUCAGGGUGCCUGGCCUAAGUUACAAACUUUAAAUGUCAGUCAAAAUAUUCUGAAAAAGAUUGAGGUAGUAUCACGAAGUGCAUCACGUGUACUAAAUCUUUGUAAUUUAGAUAUAAGUCGAAAUAAUUUUGAAGCAAUGCCAGACAUCUGUGAGUGGCCAAAAAAUCUGAAAUAUUUAAACAUCUCAGGCUCUAAAGUGAACAAACUCACAGAGUGCCUCCCUCAAAGUCUGGAGGUGCUGGAUGUUAGCAGUAAUAACCUCCAAGACUUUAGACUGAGACUUCCAUAUCUCCAGGAGCUGUACCUCCAAAACAACAAACUGACAGCCCUCCCGCUUUCUGCAUUCAUCCCCAGCAUCAGGAUUUUGAACAUUCGAGGAAACAAAGUAUUUGGCUUCUCUGAGCAAGAACUUGAAAACUUUGCCAACCUGCAGACAUUGCAUGCCGGUUCCAACAGUUUCCAGUGCACAUGUGAAUUUCUCUCUUUCAUGCAGUCUCAACCAGAAAAAUCUGACAUCUUUGUGGAGUGGCCAAAUAACUACAUUUGUGAUGCUCCUGAUUAUGUAAGAGGUAAAGAAGUGGGAGUUGCCCAGCUACACCUGACAGACUGUCACCUGGUUUUAGUGAUUUCCUUGAUCUGUUGCUUGAUGAUUGUGACCAUCCUGAUGGUAGCAGUUCUUUGUUACAGGUUUCAUGCCAUCUGGUAUAUGAAAAUGAUCUGGGCCUGGCUUCAAGCAAAACACAAGCCCCAAAGAGCCCCUAGUAAAGACACUGAUUAUGAUGCCUUUGUUUCCUACAGCGAGCAGGACUCUGAGUGGGUGGAGAAUGUCAUGGUGAGCAAGCUGGAGCAAGCCCAUCCACCAUUUAAGCUCUGUCUACACAAAAGGGAUUUUAUGCCUGGCAAAUGGAUUGUGGACAACAUUAUUGACUCGAUUGAGAGGAGUUCCAAAACUCUGUUUGUGCUGUCGCAGCACUUUGUCCAGAGUGAGUGGUGCAAGUAUGAACUUGAUUUCUCUCAUUUCCGCCUUUUUGAUGAGAAUAACGACUCUGCGAUUUUGAUCCUCCUGGAACCCAUUCCUGCAGAAACAGUUCCCAAAAGGUUUUGCAAACUGAGGAAACUGAUGAAUACCAAAACCUACCUGGAAUGGCCAAGAGAUGAAGAUCAGCAACCAAUCUUCUGGUUUAAUUUGAACACUGCCAUGAAAUCCUAAGGGUGGGUGUAGAUUUCUUGACGAUAUGAGCUCUGAAGGAUAUUAUGUUACAUUAUGGGGUUCUCUUGAAAGUAUACUGCCUCUACUUUCCCAUGAAUAGGCUGGAUGAUAAAUGAACAUAUCCAAUAUCCAGUCUUUACCCACAAUAUGUGUCAGUCCUGAAAAAUUGCUAUGAUCUGCCAGAAUAUGGACACACCAGGUUGAGAAGUAUAAAGUACAAUAUCUCAGUCAGUGAUAUAGUUCCUUUACUUGUAAAAACUUUAUAAUAUACAACAGAAUUCAAACUAAUUUAAUAGACAGAAAUUCCGUCACAGCGUAAGAAGAAUAUGCAGAGUUAGAUGCAUAGCAUGUUUUCAUAUAAAUGCAGUAGUUGCUUUUAUCAGCUCUAAUAGUUGUACAACUCUUAUCUCACAGAUUCUUUUAAGUGUUUUGUAGACUAAGGAAGUGUCUAUAGAAGCUGUUUAAUCGGGGACUGGUCUGGAGCAUUAUGAUCCAAAUUGGCCCCAGACUGGCUACAAUGGCCCUCCCUUUCUCUGCACUGCUCUGUCAGGGGAAGGGUGGUGGUGCAAUUCUUGGCAUAUGGACAAAUGGCUCAGGCCAAAUCAAACCCGAUCCAGCAGUCCACAGGCAGAACAAACCCAAGGUCAUGCUGGAGUUUCUGGGAAACUUUGGAGUUUCCCCCAGUUUUGCUAAGUUCCUAGGUUCCAUCACUACAUUCCAUCAGGGUUCAUCCAUGUCUGAAUAUGCUGGGGUUUUGUCCUUUCUUUCUUUGGUCUCAUUCAUGCUAUGAAAUAACCCGGUGUGGGAUUACCAACAAACAAAGAACGAACUAAGACAAUGGUGUCAGAUGUGAGAAUCAAUCCCUGCUUGUAUUGGA